AUGUCUGAACCCGAACAGCAGCCGUCGACGUCGAAACCGUUCCGCGACGAUGACGACGAAGAAGACGACGACGACUCGCUAGAACGGCCCGAGGCGGAACCGUCGAAGGAGGACGAGGACGACGUCGCUGUCGACGGACCCACUCUGCCGGCGGAACUGUUGGCCGAGGCGCAAUCCGCCUUCGCCAUGUUCAGCGACGGUGGCGGCCGGAUGAACGUCAGGCACCUGUACUCGGCGCUGCGGGCGGUCGGUGUAGACGCGACCGACGAGGACGUCAUCACCGUGGUGGACGAAUACGAUCCGACCGGCCGCGGCCACAUCACCGGCAACCAGUGGACGGCGAGCGUGGCGCGCCGGUGGGUCGAAGACGGCGCGCGGCGGCGGCGGUUCCGCGCCAUGCUGGCAGCAGGCGACCCUACGUCCACCGGCCAGGUGACGGUCGACCAUGUGCUCGACGUGCUCAAAAAGUUCGACCCAAAGUUGCUGACGCCCGCGGACGCCGAAGAGAUGGUGGCCAGCAUGGAUUUUGCCGGCUUGGGAAUGGUCGACUACGACGAGUUCAUGGAAACCAUGGUCCGACCGACCCCGCUUGACGUACCAACAUAUCAGUAG
Messenger RNA from Myzus persicae (green peach aphid), 612 nucleotides. Its product is annotated as troponin C-like. The record is from RefSeq and is a predicted model, not a curated record. The transcript has a single exon. NCBI's taxonomy places the organism in Eukaryota, Metazoa, Arthropoda, Insecta, Hemiptera, Aphididae. Bases 1 to 612 code for a protein of 203 amino acids.